Messenger RNA from Glarea lozoyensis ATCC 20868, 3411 nucleotides. RefSeq names its product Protein kinase-like (PK-like). The record is from RefSeq and is a predicted model, not a curated record. Gene Ontology annotation, molecular function: ATP binding; protein serine/threonine kinase activity. Gene Ontology annotation, biological process: peptidyl-serine phosphorylation; peptidyl-threonine phosphorylation. The transcript is spliced from 7 exons. The coding region runs from base 1 to 3411 and encodes 1136 amino acids. Lineage: Eukaryota; Fungi; Ascomycota; Leotiomycetes; Helotiales; Helotiaceae.
AUGCAAUCUUCAGAUGCCUCCACCGAGGCCCCCCCAACGGAUCCCAGCGGUGGCCUUGAUUCUCGCCACGAAUCCCAGGGUGACGACUUGGAGCGGCUGUAUGCGGCGGCAUUAUCGGACAUAGAAGGGCUACUCGACUCAAAGUAUAAAUGGGCAGACGACGAAGCGUGUCGGAUCGACGAUAUGGUUGUUCAAUUUCGCAUCUGGGGGGUUGAGCUGAAUAUACCAUCCGGGACGCUGCGAUGGCUUCAGCACGACUAUGUGAAAGAGGCUGCAGCUAUUAGAGUUAAUCUCGAAGCUGUUCAAUCAAGCCUGACGAGGUUUAUCUAUCACUUACCAAGAGAGCUCAUUGUUGAAGGGAAGGUGGAAAAGGAGACUGUCACUAAGACGACAUUGGAAGACACCCACCUUGAACUGCUAGAUGAAUUCACACGUUGUGUUGAGGCAUUGUGUGAUCUUUCAGAAUCUCUUCAGAUUGUUAUUAGCCUCCACACCAACGAGGGCCCUGCCGCUAGGGUUAAGGAAAUCAUGAAUACAAGAAAACUGGCGUCUCUUAGCACGAAGCUACCAACGCCAAUGGGUACAGUCGCCACGAGAACACAACGAGAAAUCCCGCCGGUACGCAGACAGUCAAAUGACCGAGAACCUCUUUGGCCACGCAAUAGUACCCCUCGGCCCACAGCAACUAAUAGUAUAGCCACGCCUAGCAGUGGAGCUGGAAGCAAAAAUCAAUCAACGACAUCUCGCUGGGUCCGAGAUUAUGGGCGGCAUCCCAUCGAUGACUUCUUGAGGUGGUUAAGUGCGAAUGAAAGUCUGGCCAUUGAUGAUCUUGAACAAGGGAUUGUCUGCAGGUCUGUAUCGCUUUCUGCAGUGAGGUCGGAACUUGAAAAGAACGACGGCAAAAGACUCGUUGAAAUAUUGGAUGUACUCUUCGAAGACGACGGUGGUCCCGAUCCUGCGGAGCUUUUGUCCAACUAUGUAGCGGUAUUCUGUAUACUUCUGCAGAUAGGAGAGGGUCAUUAUAUCCAGCAUUUCGUUGACCAUGCAAUCCACGACGACUCCGAAUUUGAUCCUGAACUUCUUCUCUAUAAGUUUCCUUUGAGUCAAGGUGAUGAUGAUUUCUACAGGAGGUUCUGCGAAGCACAAUGGAGGUUCUGUGUGCCAGAUUUCAUGAAGAACAUGAAAAAGGUCUUCCCCGAUAGAAUAAAUUUGCCGAUAAUCGAGAAAAGACAGGUGGCACGCGGCGGCAGUGCUACAAUAUCAAUCAUUAAGCUACAUAGCUCAUACGACAAGCUUCUGGGCAGUCGUAUAUCAGACACGCACCGCAGAAGGUCCAACGCGAACGUGUAUGCUCUCAAAACCUAUCAUUCACCAGACGCACAGUCGUACUAUGAGACUGAGGUUGAUGCCUUUCGAAGACUCGAAUGGGAAAGACCAUACAAUCCUCAUCUGAUAGCCUUCUACGGUAGCUACAUUCAUAAAGGCACGUAUAAUGUUAUAUUAGAAUACGCAGACCAGGGUUCGUUGGAGAACUACUUUCAGCGUACAAGUCCACCAUGGAAGUCUAAUGACAUUAUCAAUUUCUGGACUUCCUUGUUUGGAAUCCUUAAGGCUCUAGAAUGUAUCCAUAUGACUGGGCUAUAUUCGAAAGGUGAAGUGGAAAUAUUGAAUGGCUGCCACCGAGAUGUGAAACCAGCAAACAUCCUGGUUAUAAGCCUUGGAUCAUCAUCCCCUCAUGACGUUGCGUUCAAACUAGCGGAUCUGGGGUUGAGCCAUUUCAACAAGACUAUAGAAGGUGACGCUGCUGCGACUGAAAACACAUCUUUCAAUGGUCAGACCUAUGCAGCACCCGAAUGCCUGCGAUCUGAUGGCCACUGGGGUUAUAGCGCUCUUCAAGCGAAGCAAGACGUUGACAUUUGGUCAUUGGGUUGUGUAUUUAGUGAGGCUGCCGUUUGGAUAAGUAAGUCUCAUGACGGACUUGUUGAAUACCGCCAGGCGAGAAGGGCUGCUAAUAACUCUCUAUCGGACAAUAAUUGUCUCGGGGAGUGUUUUCACGAUGGCGAAAGUGUUUCGGAGACAGUGUUGCAAUUUCAUAGUGAACUGCCGAGGACUAUCCGCUAUUCAGAUUAUGUUACAUCUCAGGUUGUCAGUAUUAUUGAUAGCGACAUGUUAGGCGUGUCUGGCUCGCGAUUGACAGCUCGUCAACUCUGGGGCCGCUUCGAUAAACUCACGCAACGAGCGAACAGGAGGAGUACGGCCAGCUCCUAUAGCGACGCGGAAGGAGGAAAUUGGAAACAAGUUUCGGGAAUACAGCCAGAUUUUUCAGCCGGGCCAAGUCAACGGGCCUCUUUCUUUACAACUAUUCGGAAUUUUGACAAGCCACUAAACAGUAUGGAAAGCUUAUAUGACAACUAUGGGAAUCGCGAAUAUCCGCAAGAUUCUAACUAUCCCAGAGCCUCAACAGCCACAACUUCGUCAGGCUCAUACUCUGAUCCGAUCUCUCGUCUAACAAGCAUGAGCCGCGGAUCGACGGUAGAGUCUACAAAUCAGUCGAAAUCGAGGGUGUCUGCAAUCGAAAAUUCAAAACAGCUCAAACGACGACGCCAGUACGACAAGCUUCCACAUCUAUCACUGAGCGUGGCAAUACAGUGGAGAACGGAACGAAAGAGAGGGAACAAACUUCUGAACAUAUUCAACAAAGCUGAACGCAAAGCCAAGCUACCAGGAGAAUGGCUCUUCUACAAGUGCCAAGCCAGAGAUCAUGUAUUUGUUGUCGAUGACUCAAUACAUAUGAGGCCUCAUUGGGACGAAAUGUGUCAAUUGUUUGGAAUUCUCACGUAUAUGGUAAAAGGCACUGAUAACGAUGGUCUCGACCUUUUCUUUACAAUGUCUGAUCAGACGUUCAACGACCAAGAUACCACCAAACUUGUCGAUAUUGUUACCCAGCGCAAGGCGCACCUGGAGGGUCAAAGCGAUAUGAGCCUUCGACUGGACCAUAUUUUAGGACGGUACAGUAUGGAUCUCCGAAACAAAUACGUUCUUCGUAAUCAUAACUCGUCGGACGCUGCCAAUAAAGAGAUCAAACCCCUCAGUGUUUAUGUAUUCACGAACGCGAUGUGGACUCAUGACUCAAAUCCAGAACAUUCGAUCAAAACGAUGGUAGACUCUCUUGUUCAUGUAGGAGCGUCAAGGCAUCAGGUUGGAAUCCAGUUUAUCAGCUUUGGCCGUGAUCCAGAAUGCCUUGAUCGCCUCGAUAAGUUAGACAGAAACCUGGGGCUCAAACUCGAUAUCGUGGAUCACUCUCCAUCCAAUUCGAACCUCUGGAAAAUUCUUCUCGGAGCGAUCGAUCCUGAUGUCGAUGGAGACUACCAGUCAGACACCGAAUCAAGCGAUGGCAAAUCCUUGUGUUGA